Aspergillus ibericus CBS 121593 is the source of this 1922-nucleotide messenger RNA. Its product is annotated as MFS transporter. The transcript is spliced from 3 exons. The record is from RefSeq and is a predicted model, not a curated record. The coding region runs from base 67 to 1881 and encodes 604 amino acids. Lineage: Eukaryota; Fungi; Ascomycota; Eurotiomycetes; Eurotiales; Aspergillaceae. Gene Ontology annotation, biological process: amino acid transmembrane export from vacuole.
CGUGUCUGUUCCUGGGAUGGUCUGCUGUGAAGACCUCUGUCCUGCUCUCCUAUACUUCGUUUCAUCAUGGCUUUCCAAUCCCCGCCGGCCUCUCCGGUUGAGGCCGUCCAGGCCCGUCCGCCGCGCUAUCCGGGCGAGGAUACCACGCCCACCACUCGCAAGGAACUCUGGGGAUGGUACGCCUAUGGCAUUGCUGCUGAAGUCUUUGCUGUCUGCGGCGUGGGCUCGUUCCUCCCUCUCACUCUGGAGCAAUUGGCCCGCGAGCGCGGAUACUUCCAGAACAGCCAUUUGCCGUGUGUCGGUCCCGACUCGCCGUCUGCGCCCGGAAAAGACUCUCCAGCCAUGUUUCGCCGGGAUGAUACCAAUGAGCAAUGCGUGGUGGGAUUGAUGGGACUGCAGAUUAAUACUGCGAGUUUCGCCAUGUAUACCUUUUCGCUGGCGGUGCUGGUGCAGGCAUUGACCUUGAUCUCGUUCAGUGCGUUAGCAGAUUAUGAGAACAACCGAAAGACUCUGCUUCUGGCGUUUGGGUUCAUCGGAUCAGCCACAAGCAUGCUGUUCGUGUUCAUUGCGCCGCCAGUCUUUGUCCUGGGCGCACUCUUGGUCGUCAUUGGCAUCGUCUGUCUCGGUUCAUCCUUUGUGGUUCUCAACUCGUUUCUGCCCGUUCUGGUCGCCAAUGAUCCCUCCAUCCAGAAAGACGCCAAAGAAACUGCCGAGGAACUACACCAAAUGGACUCGGACGGCGAAUACGUGCAUGCACGAGCAUCCUUCGACACCGAGGACUCGCCCCAUCGUCCUCCAACCGGCCUAGGCCUAGGCGGCGCAACCGGCACCUCCUCCCCGGAACUGCAACUCUCCACCAAAAUCUCAUCCAAAGGCGUCGGCCUGGGCUACUGCGCCGCAGUCUUCGUGCAGAUCCUCAGCAUCCUACUCCUCUUCGGCCUCUCCAAAACCUCCCUCCCCAAAGCCUCCGGCACACUUCCCCUCCGCUUCGUGCUCCUCCUCGUCGGCAUCUGGUGGUGCACCUUCACCCUCGUCAGCCGUCGCUGGCUGCGCACUCGCCCGGGCCCGCCCCUCGAAUCCACCAGCACCAGCACCACCUCCCCCCAACCCCGCUGGCGCAUCUGGCUGCACCUCAUCGCCUUCGCCUGGAAAUCCCUCUGGCAAACGAUCAAAACGGCCCUCCGCCUCCGCGAAGUCCUCCUCUUCCUCAUCGCCUGGUUCCUCCUCUCCGACGCGAUGGCCACCGUCUCCGGCACCGCGAUCCUCUUCGCCCGCACCGAACUCCACAUGAGCACCACCAUGAUCGCCCUCCUCUCCAUCACCGCCACCCUCUCCGGCAUGACCGGUGCCUUCCUCUGGCCCUUGAUCUCCCGCCACUUCGGCCUGAAACCCAACCACACCAUCAUCCUCUGCAUCGCGCUCUUCGAACUCAUCCCCCUCUACGGCAUGCUCGCCUACAUCCCGCUCGUCAAAAAAUGGGGCGUCCUCGGCCUCCAACAACCCUGGGAAAUCUACCCCCUCGCUAUCGUCCACGGUAUCGUCUCGGGCGGACUCGCAUCCUACUGUCGUUCGUUCUUUGGGCUGUUGAUCCCCCCCGGUAGCGAAGCGGCGUUUUAUGCCCUCUAUGCGGCCACGGAUAAGGGGAGUUCGUUCAUUGGGCCCGCGAUUGUCGGGGCGUUGAUUGAUGCCACGGGGCAGGUGCGCUCGGGGUUUGUGUUUAUUGCGGUGUUGAUUGUGUUGCCGAUUCCGUUGGUGUGGAUGGUUAAUGCGGAGAAGGGGCGCGUGGAGGGGGUCGCGGUGGCGGAGAAUCUCGCGAAGAGGAGGGAUGCAGGGGAUGGGGAGGGAGAGGAGGUAGAGGGGUUGUUGGAGGGUAGAUUAUGAUUAGAUGAGUUAUGGAUAUGAUGAGAUGAAUAUGUGAUUUU